Anolis sagrei ordinatus is the source of this 970-nucleotide messenger RNA. RefSeq names its product ATPase H+ transporting V1 subunit G1 (gene ATP6V1G1). NCBI's taxonomy places the organism in Eukaryota, Metazoa, Chordata, Lepidosauria, Squamata, Anolidae. Gene Ontology annotation, molecular function: proton-transporting ATPase activity, rotational mechanism. The record is from RefSeq and is a predicted model, not a curated record. Gene Ontology annotation, biological process: proton transmembrane transport. Gene Ontology annotation, cellular component: vacuolar proton-transporting V-type ATPase complex.
UCAUUCCACUUCCGCCCGGGGAGCAGAGAGGAAAGAAGGAAGGCGGUGAGGGCUCGGGGAAAGGGCGGAGAAGGGAGCCGGCAGGAGCUGCAGGAGAGCGCCGCGCCCGCCAGCCAUGGCCAGCCAGUCGCAGGGCAUCCAGCAGCUGCUGCAGGCCGAGAAGAGAGCCGCCGAGAAGGUCGCCGAGGCCCGCAAGAGAAAGAACCGGCGGCUGAAGCAAGCGAAAGAAGAAGCCCAAGCUGAAAUCGAGCAGUAUCGCUUACAGAGGGAGAAGGAAUUCAAAGCAAAAGAGGAAGCAGCUCUGGGGUCCCAUGGCAGCUCCACCACCGAAGUGGAAAAAGAGACCCAGGAGAAGAUGGUUGUGCUCCAGAGCAACUUCCAGAAGAACCGAGAAGAAGUCCUCAACAGCCUGCUGAACCUCGUCUGCGAUAUCAAGCCGGAGAUCCAUUUGAACUACCGCAUCAAUGGAUAGAAGAGCGUCUCAGCCUUUAGGGAGCAUUAAGCAAUACCAACUCCAACUCUUCCCCUUCGAGCUUAACUUAUUUCCAAGAGUUGUAGAUAUUCUUAAUCUCCUCCCUAAGCAAAAAUGCUCCUUUUGUUUCUUUAGACCCUUUAUUUUGUCCCCAAAGUGCUUUAUAGUAGAAGAUUACGUUCGGGACGCUUUGCAAUAAGUAUUAAACCAACAUGCUGUCCUAAGUAUUUGAAUGAAGGAAGGAAAUGUGAAGGCAGGCCUUCUUCUGCGUACCUCUAUGAAUCGGGUCCAAAGAACACCUCCCUCUACCUCACUUUGUAGGAAAAGUGGUGGAGGUUGAAUUCAUUCGUUGUGGAUCUGGCUUGCGAAAGGAGUGGUUUUGAAAUAGCUUCUGUUGAAAAACAACCAGCCUCUUUGUAUACCUUUCCUGUUUAACUUGAACUAGAAACCUGCCCUUGAUGGUGCUUCUCGAAAAGUAAAAGAUCUGAUUUCACCCAC